Molecule: messenger RNA, 2136 nt
Organism: Aspergillus versicolor CBS 583.65
Lineage: Eukaryota; Fungi; Ascomycota; Eurotiomycetes; Eurotiales; Aspergillaceae
Product: NADPH cytochrome P450 oxidoreductase family protein
Exons: 4
Coding region: 1-2136 (711 amino acids)
Cellular component (GO): cytosol
Molecular function (GO): FMN binding; flavin adenine dinucleotide binding; NADPH-hemoprotein reductase activity
Source: RefSeq, a predicted model, not a curated record
AUGAGAGACCUCGAUCCCUCUGCUCCGACAGCCAGUCAAUCCUCAGCUGAGGUCUAUUCGGCAUCGGGAGUCAACCAGAUACGGGGUAGAGUUCAGCCUCCUGACUCUAUGCUCGCAACCGGCUGUCUCACUGCCCUGACUGUCAUCAUUCUCACUGCUUAUCUGCGUAGAGCGUUGUCAAAAUGCCGAAUAUUCAACAUAGGGAGAGAUCGCGGGAUCGGCUCAGGAGCGAAUAGCUCGAAGCAGGCAAAUGACAGGUGCAUUGUGCAGCGCAUGGACGCCACAAAGAAAGACCUGGUUGUACUCUUCGGUUCACAAACAGGGAACGCGCAAGACCUGGCUGAGCGACUAGCGAAGGAGGGCCAUUCACGGUUCGGGCUACAAACGAUGGUGGCGGACUUGGAAGACUACGAUUAUGAGACGCUGGUCGACUUUCCCCCGCAUAAGGCUGCCGUCUUCUUGCUUUCUUCUUAUGGCGAAGGCGAGCCUACGGACAAUGCGAUACAGUUCGUUGAAUUCAUCACCUCCGAAGAGAACGAACAUCCGCUUGGCAAUAUGCGAUAUGCAAUGUUUGGACUGGGCAAUAGUACUUACGAACAUUACAAUCUUGUCGCACGAAAGGUGGACGCUGCCUUGUCACUGCGUGGUGCGAAGCGAUUGGGCGUUCUUGGCCAAGGUGAUGAUGCGAAGGGAUCAACAGAAGACGAUUUUCUUAGUUGGAAAGACGAGGUGUGGCAGGCGUUAUCGAGCACCAUGGAUCUUCAAGAGCAAGAUGCUCAGUUCGAGCCAUCGUUUGCCGUCUCAGAGGCCAAUGCGCAAACCCAGCGUGUGUUUCUCGGUGAACGCAGCGUAGACGAGCUUAAUGCAAUUAAAACCAUGCCCAGCAACCGUCGCGACCCCUGCGUUGUUCCGGUCAAGCACUGUUAUGAACUCUUCCGGUCGGCAGAGCGCAAUUGCCUUCACCUUGAGCUGGAUAUUUCGGAUUCUGAUCUGGCAUACGAGACCGGGGACCAUGUCGCAAUAUGGCCCAUGAAUUCGAAUGCAGAAGUUGAUCGUUUCUUGCGGGUGUUUGGCCUGAUAGACAAAAGACACGAGACCAUUGGUAUAUCGGCGGUCGAUGGCGUUUCCCAGUUGCCAAUUCCUACACCAACAACCUAUGACGCUGCUGCACGGUAUUACCUUGAGAUAGCAGGCCCCGUCUCCCGGCAGUUCCUUCAAACUUGUGCUGGAUUCGCUGCGGACCAGCAGCAAAAGGAGGUCCUUGCCAAGGUUGGUAACAAUAAGGAUUACUUUGCAGAACUUGUCAGCUCUCGAAUGUUAAAUAUAGCACAGCUGAUAGAGACAGUCAGCCCAGAUAAUCCUGCAUGCUCUGUCCCAUUUGCCGUUCUCAUUGAAGGUCUGCGUGCUGUCCAGCCACGCUACUACUCAAUCUCAUCAUCUUCACUGGUCGAUAAAGACCGCGUCGCGAUCACCGCAGUGGUUGAGUCGACCAAACUUGACGGACGAUGGUUCAAGGGCGUGGCAACUAACUACCUUCUGGGACUUAAGCACCAGAAAUGCGGCGAAACGCCAGAAGCAGGGAGUGUUGCCUAUGCUCUUUCUGGGCCUCGCGGCAAGUAUGAGCUCAGUGUUGCUGCCCACAUUCGCCAGUCGCACUUCAGGCUUCCAGCGGAUAUCUCACGGCCUGUAGUUAUGGUGGGUCCUGGCACUGGGGUUGCUCCAUUCCGAGCCUUUAUCCAUGAACGGGUGGCGCAGGCCAGUGCCGGUCUGUCACCUGGAAAGAUGGUCCUAUUCUACGGCUGUCGCACCCAGUCCGAAGAUUUUGUCUACGCGGAUGAAUGGAAGGAGUGCCAGUGGAAACUAGGCCCGCUUUUCACAAUGCACACUGCAUUUUCUCAACGGAGUAAGAAAAAAGUAUAUGUCCAGGACAAAUUGACGCAAUACGCGUCAACUGUCCGCUCUCUCUUGGUUGAGAACGGAGGCUAUGUCUACAUCUGCGGCGAUGCGAGAAUGGCACGGCAGGUCCAAGCCGUUUUAUGCCGAAUCCUCGAAGACGACAGCACAAGCGCAGAAUCAGGAGAGGCAUUUGUACAUAAGCUCAAGGCUACUGGGCGCUAUCAGGAGGACGUGUGGUGA